This is a messenger RNA of Saccharomyces cerevisiae S288C, 819 nucleotides long. RefSeq lists its product as uncharacterized. NCBI's taxonomy places the organism in Eukaryota, Fungi, Ascomycota, Saccharomycetes, Saccharomycetales, Saccharomycetaceae. The record is from RefSeq and is marked reviewed. The transcript has a single exon. The coding region runs from base 1 to 819 and encodes 272 amino acids.
AUGAGAAACAGGCAGAAUCAAAAGAACUGGACUAAUUUAAGAGGUCUAUUGUCCGUUGAAGAGAGAGAAAAACUAGAAAAUUUACGGCUUGAACUAGUAUGUAUGCAAGCUGCUAAUAGUAUUCCACAUGACCCACCGGAAAUCAGUAGUCUGGAGACGGAAUUGAUUUGCUUAACAACGAACACAAAAGAUUGCAAACCAGUGAGGUUCCACAGUGAUUUACUUUUAAAGAAGCACAAAUACAAUGAAAUUAAGAAAAUAUUUAAGGAAAUUUUGGAAAACAUUGAAGCAUAUCGCGAUGAGUUCACUAAAAAUCAAACAAAAAUAAACUUACUUCUUGCCGAUGACGCAAGAGCUAGCCUGCGUAAUAGAUCGCUCGAUUUUUCUGAUUUAAUGCCUUCGAGUAUAAUUAAGGACGUACAGGUUUUAGCCAAUAUGGAAGCCAAUGUUGUUGUCAUGAAAAAUGCGUUGAAAACGAAGUUGGUUGGAGAGAAAAGUGUGCCUGUUGCUUCUUCUCCUAUAUCCAGCAUAAUUCCUCGAACUUCUAGGAAUAAAAAAACCUCCCCAUCAAACUAUCACCAUUCGGUACUUUCACAUCGGAAAUCAAAUGAAUGGAAUCAGGUCAGUUCAACUGAGUAUAAGAGAACACUGUUAUUGAAUAUAAAAUAUAAUGAUGAUUUUAAAGCUACCAUAGUGCCAAGUUUUGAAAGUUGUUUAUGCUCGAGGUCAUAUUUCCUCCGCGUAAAACUUCAUUUUGAUAAAGGUGUUGGAUCUGCUGAAAUUGAUAUCCCAGUUCAAGUUAAAAACUCUUUUAUUUGA